GCGGCAGGUGAACGGGGAGGGACCUUAAAGCUCAGGGGCGGCGGGGCUGGAAGCGGCUGUUCCUGAGGCACUGGCGGACCACCAUUGAGCCCUACUACCCGCGUGUGGUGACUGGUUCGGGAGCUCCCGGCGGGGCUGAUCCCCUUCUGCUGCUGUGGCAGAGCUUUGGAAGCACGUUAUGUGAAGUACCCGACCAGCUAAAGCACCCAAGCAAAAUCAAGCCUUCCGCAAUUACAGGUAAUUUGCGACACGCCUACAGAUGUUAAAGAGAGCUGCAUGAAGGUCAGACCAUUACAACAAGACAAUGGAUUGGGGAGCCCUGCAUACCAUUUUAGGAGGUGUAAAUAAACACUCCACCAGCAUUGGGAAGAUCUGGCUCACAGUCCUGUUCAUCUUCCGUAUCAUGAUCCUGGUUGUGGCUGCAGAGAGAGUCUGGGGAGAUGAGCAAGACGACUUUGUCUGCAAUACUCUGCAACCUGGUUGCAAAAAUGUUUGCUAUGAUCACUUUUUCCCUAUUUCUCACAUCAGACUCUGGGCCCUGCAGCUGAUCUUCGUUUCCACACCUGCGCUGCUAGUGGCCAUGCAUGUAGCUUACAGGAGGCACGAGAAGAAGAGGCAGUUCAGAAAGGGAGACCAGAAAUGUGAAUACAAGGACAUUGAAGAGAUCAGAAGACAGAGGUUUCGUAUUGAGGGCUCCUUGUGGUGGACAUACACCAGCAGCAUCUUCUUCAGGCUGGUCUUUGAGGCAGUCUUCAUGUAUGCAUUUUAUUUCAUGUACGAUGGGUUCCGCAUGCCUCGCUUAAUGAAGUGUAAUGCGUGGCCCUGCCCUAACACAGUGGACUGCUUUGUUUCUCGACCUACUGAAAAGACGGUGUUUACUAUUUUCAUGAUUGCUGUGUCCAGCAUUUGCAUUCUUUUAAAUGUGGCUGAAUUAUGUUACUUACUGACAAAAUUUUUCCUCAGAAAGUCUAAAAAAGCUGGAAAUAACAAGCAUCACUCCAACCAUGAGAAUAAGGAAGAAACCAAACAAAAUGAAAUGAAUGAGUUAAUAUCUGAUAGCUGUCAGAACACAGUUAUAGGAUUUACAAGUAGCUAAGGUUGUGUCAAUACUGAUGUUCACUCUUUUUGGAGUGAAUCUUUAAAGGCUGCAAAUCAAAUUUAAUAAAACAAUUUAAGUUGGCGGAGACAAAGUGAUAUAUAUAUAUAUAUAUAUAUAUAUAUAUAUAGCAUCAGAUGUCAAGUAUGCACAUCUGAAAAGAGUCAGUGCAGCCUACACAUGUGAAAAUUACGUGAGGAUUAAAUAGGAAAGUAUAUCUUCCUGUGAGUAUCCUUACAAGCUGACUAUGACAAGUGAGAAAUCCACCAAUACUUUCAUGCUGACACAGCUCCUAAAACUAAAUGCAACAGCAAUAAAAACAAAAUUCCUUCUAAGCUAGAUAUGCUAGUAUUACAAGUUGUUUUGUAAUAGUGAUAGUUUUUACUUGUGAACUGAUAAUUAAAAUAUUUUUCUAAAAUCUAAGAUUCCAUGUUGCUUAAGGUAUUUUAGUAUACAACUGUUUUGUUUCUUAACCAGGCAUAUGCUGAUGAAUCCUCUAAUACCAUAUUUGUAGGGAGGAGGCAGUGGCAGGAUACAUCUUCACAGCUUUGCAAGCACUGCUUGAGCCUGGAAAUUGAGCUUUAGAUGCUUCCAUACACACUGCUUGCUGGCUGUAGGGGAAGCUGUGUUGAAAGCUCACCACAUGUAAUGUGGAUAACUGAGGUAGCUAGGUUCUGGGUGCAAUCUCAUGCCUAAAGCCAGCAUGACAAUGUAGAUAAAGCCUAUUUUCCUUAAACAUCUAGCACACUGGUAAACUUGCUGAUAUUUUAAUUGCUUACUACGGUUUUAUAGCAACAUACCUAAUUUUACAUAAAUGUUUAUUUCUCUAAUGUAUCAGCUGUAUUUGUUUCUUCAAGCUAUAUCACAUCAUGUAACUGGCUUUGCUUUUUUUGUUUGUUUUGUUUUUGUGCAAGACUGAUGGUGCUGUUAAGAAAUUAGGGGCUUUUUGUUUUGAAGGACAUGGAGAAGUAUCACUGGAAAUGGAACAAAUCUUCUGAAUAAAAGGCAAACACUUUAAUCUUU
Messenger RNA from Melopsittacus undulatus (budgerigar), 2119 nucleotides. Its product is annotated as gap junction beta-6 protein. The record is from RefSeq and is a predicted model, not a curated record. The transcript has 3 exons. Gene Ontology annotation, biological process: cell-cell signaling; gap junction-mediated intercellular transport. NCBI's taxonomy places the organism in Eukaryota, Metazoa, Chordata, Aves, Psittaciformes, Psittaculidae. Gene Ontology annotation, cellular component: connexin complex. The coding region runs from base 305 to 1096 and encodes 263 amino acids. Gene Ontology annotation, molecular function: gap junction channel activity.